AAAAAUUGCCGUCCUAGAUUUUACCACGUCCCGUAAGCUGUUGUCCUUUAUGGUAGCCGAAUUCAGAAAUUGAUUUCGAUAGACAAUCAAAUAAAUCGCGUUAUCGAUUGUUAUGCGGACUGUGUUUUUUGAAUGUUACCUCAAUUUUGGAGGCAAAUUUAACUUAACGCAUAUUAUUUUUAAUAGUUGACUAAAUUUAAUUUCACUUGAAACACAUUUAUGUAAUUUGAAAGAACGGUAAUAUGAGCCGGAACAGUAAUAUUUCAAUAGACUUAAAGCCGUAUUUACAAACUUCGUCGCAGCCUCCAUCUAGUCAGUCCGAUGCUCCAAAAAAUAAAAAAAAUAAACGGCCUUACGCCAAAGUAAAACCUGACCGGACCAAUAUAGAAACCAUUAGUUAUCAGAAACUGGUUGUACCGAAACGUAUGCACAGUCCUUAUUGGAAAUACUUUGGCUUUCCGGCUUCUGAUAAUGGAUCUAUACUUACACAAGAUCGUAUUAUAUGUAUACUGUGCAAAAAACAGUUUGCAUACAAAAGCAACACUACCAAUUUACGAGUGCAUUUGCAAAGUAGACAUAAAAAUGAAUUAAUGGUUUUGGAAAUGGGUUCAACCAAAGAAGGAACCCCAAAAAAGAAACACGGGAAGAAUGAACUCAUGUUACUGGCCACCUCGGAGGGACAAGUAGAUGUCACCAAGUCUAAUUACAGAGGAAAACAAUUAAAAUUAGAACAGCAAGAAGAAUUUAUACAAGGAGAGAUUAAUGAAAAUUAUGAAGGAGACAAUACUGCCCCAAUACAAGAGCAACCGACCCAUAUGUCAGUUAUUUUUCAAGAUAUCGAUAAUACUUCUUGCGAUAUGGUCAAUAAAGUAGUUUCUGAUGCAAUAACCGAGUUUGUAGUAACCGAUCUUCAUUUACCGGACAUUGUCGAGGGUAAAGGUUUUCAACGAUUGAUUGCCACACUUAGAUCGCCAUGCGAAAUACCAGGAAAAUAUAAACUGGAACAAGACAUAAUACCAAGAAUCUACGAAACAUCACGAACUGCCGUCCUCAAUUGUAUUGCAAACGGGUGUAGUACAUAUUCUUUGGGCAUUGAAGAAUGGACAUGUUCUAAUUCAAACACUUACAUUACGAUUAGUGUAUUUUUUCAACAACUGGAUAAAGAAGGCUUAUGUAUCAAGCAGUUAAGUACAAUGUUGUGUAACCCUAAUACAACUGCCAAUGAAUGGUGCGGUAUUUUGGGAUCGUUGUUUGUCAAUUGGAACAUUAACAUUGAUCAAGUGAAAACCGUUAUAACGGCUUUCACCAACACUAAUUUAGAAGCAGCUUUACUUACACAAGGAUUUGUUCUUAUUCCUUGUCUUAUAUAUGAACUCCAAAAAUUAUGUACUAAAUACUGCUUUGAAACAAAAGAAGUGUUAGACGUUUUAACCAAAUGCAGAGCAGUGUCUGCUAAACUGCAUCAUCACAAUGCGUUCACGUCAGUUACAGUUCAAGACAAUAUCGUUCAAGUUUUUAAUUCAUUUCUCAGUCGCGAGUAUCCACAAAUUUGGACAACGACGUAUCAUUUCCUGGAGCGUUUUGUACAACGAAAAGAGAACAUAAAGACAUUGUGCAAUAACUUAGAAGUGGACUUUUUCUCUCACGAACUGUUGACCGAUAAAGACUGGUCGAUCAUCGAAGACGUUGUUACAACCCUCGAACCACUGAAAGUUACUGUUACGACUUUGAGUGAAGAAAAAAUACCAUUAAUUUCACUGUUAAAGCCUUUGAUUAACCAACUGACGAGUUAUCAUUUGAAAGUAAAACCUGAAGAUUCACCACUCGCAGCGAGUUUGAAAAAUACUUUCGCAAAUGAAUUGCAUUGGAAGUACAGCGAUAUUACCAUUCAGACGUUUUUACACAUUUCAACGUUGCUGGAUCCCCGAUUUAAGGACUUCCCGAUGAAUGAAGGCGAGGAACAUCUUCCGACGAUCAAACAAGAGCUGGUCAAGAUGGUUGAAUCUGAAGGAUCGGUGCCCUACGAUAAACCCUGUUCCAUUAUCGAUUCAAAUCCUCCCAAAAAAACUAGAGUUUCGGGUAUUGGUUUUUUACUGGGCGGAGUCACCACUGUGAAACAUUCCCCCGAUAUCAAAGCGCACAUGUCACUCGAGGAUCGACUAAAUUUGGAAAUAGCACAAUACGAAUCUGAGCAAACACCGUGUCUAGAAGAAUGCCCUCUUCAAUGGUGGUCGCGUAUGAUAUCCAAGUGUCAGAAUUUAAUCCGUCUGGCAAGAAAACACUUUGUGUAUGCUCUGAGCGGAUCUUCAAGCAAAUUACCAUUAGAAUCACAAAUUUUAUAUUUUAUCAAAAGAUCGCAAAUAAGUCAAGAACUUGUAGAUAAAAUGUUAUUUAUCAACGCCAAUACAGCUGAAAAUAAUUACUAAAGAAAUUCAAAACUGUUCUAGUUACUUAUUCCUCUCUCCCAAACAUUCCUUUAUCCUCCGACCGCCUGUACUCGUCGUCCAAGUCCAUGGUUUUGGCUUCUUCAUCGGCAUUUGGUUUGGUCAUUAUUUCCUUUCAGCUCAUUAUUUGUUCAAUCCUUAGAAUUUCAUUUAUUGUGGCGAGGCCCUUUGCGACCUUUACCACAUUCCAAAAAUUUUUCCUUCUAUCCCUGUUACAUGUUUUAAGUUAUUCUUCCUCCGACAUCUUUAUUUUAAAAAAUAUCCAUUUCUUUACAGUCAUCUCCUUUAUUCCAAAGGCGGGUUUAUAAUUUAAUGUGUAUUACUAUUGUAAAUUAACUUUUUUAACGUAUUAUUGUAAUAUUUUAUAUGUAUAAUUUAUAAUAACUAUC
Molecule: messenger RNA, 2833 nt
Organism: Adelges cooleyi (spruce gall adelgid)
Lineage: Eukaryota; Metazoa; Arthropoda; Insecta; Hemiptera; Adelgidae
Gene: Dref
Product: E3 SUMO-protein ligase ZBED1
Exons: 7
Coding region: 243-2426 (727 amino acids)
Molecular function (GO): DNA binding
Source: RefSeq, a predicted model, not a curated record